Messenger RNA from Rhododendron vialii, 323 nucleotides. RefSeq names its product aminotransferase ALD1 homolog. Gene Ontology annotation, molecular function: L-lysine:pyruvate alpha-transaminase activity. The coding region runs from base 51 to 323 and encodes 90 amino acids. Lineage: Eukaryota; Viridiplantae; Streptophyta; Magnoliopsida; Ericales; Ericaceae. The transcript is spliced from 2 exons. Gene Ontology annotation, biological process: L-pipecolic acid biosynthetic process; systemic acquired resistance, salicylic acid mediated signaling pathway. Gene Ontology annotation, cellular component: chloroplast. The record is from RefSeq and is a predicted model, not a curated record.
CGCUAACCCUUUUCAAUUAUCAGAGCUAGUUUUUGCUUCUUGUGUUACGAAUGAAAUAUUCGAUUUUUGCUAAUAGUAAAAUGCACAGUCGCUGUACAAAGGUAGCCCGCAAUCCAAACAUGGAAAGGUUGCAAAAUAACUACUUGUUUCCUGAGAUAUCAACGCGUGAAAUGGAACACAUCAAGAAGUACCCAAACACAGAAGUGAUAAGCCUCAGAAUAGGUGACACCACUGCGCCAAUACCAGAUAUUAUUGCUGCAGCCAUGUCUGAUGUAAGUAUCACUUACAGGUUUCGGUUUGAUCGUACAUGUUGCAAUCUCUAG